AUGGCUAAUUUCAAAGAAAUCCCCGAAGAAAAGAUGAAAGUAGCUACUUCUUAUUAUACCUCACUGCUUUAUACUCUCGGUAUUCUUGCCUCUAGGCUCCAGGGAUUCCGCUUUGAGCUGCAAUGCAAGUUUCCUUACUCGAUGAGUGAUCCGGUUAAAGGACUGCUUGACGUCGUCUAUUUGGUUGUGGAUCAGUUGGUGGCAGAUUGUCUCUUUGCUGCUGAGCCGUCCACUAGUGCUAUUCUGGUCACGAAUAAUCUCUUUCCCUUCAACUGUGACAGUUUAGCCCGAGCUGUGAAUUUCAAGCAUUUUGAUGUGCAAAUUGUCAGUGAGGAGACGGCCCAGGCUGUCCAGGUAAGAACUGUAGAAAUUGAAGUCGUUGAAAUUUGUGAAGUGUCGAAGUGUCCACGUGAGUCUGGAGAAAAUCCCGAAAACAGUGCUCAAAUCUCCCCGUCCGAACAAAGCUGUAGAAGAGGCAGUUUUUUACGUAGCUAUGAUGCGCUUAGCCAAAGAAAAUGUUUAGAAACGUGCAAAAAUGACGUUUGGUUAUCUUUACAGUGCACAUUACGGGCUUUCAUAUUCAGUUGUCCUCUUUUCUCUUCGAGUGACAUAAAUCGUUUUCUGUAUGGAUGUGACUAAGU
Cylicostephanus goldi is the source of this 641-nucleotide messenger RNA. NCBI's taxonomy places the organism in Eukaryota, Metazoa, Nematoda, Chromadorea, Rhabditida, Strongylidae. The record is from the annotation of a GenBank genome assembly.